CCGUAUUCAGCAGUCAAUAAGCAGAGAACUACUCGUAUCAUCACCUUGAGGAAAAUGGCGUUUUUCUUCAGAAACACCUCUCUUUCUCAGCUGCGACUCCAACCUCAGAAGUCCGAUCCAUUUGCCCUUUCGCGUCGUGGAUUACACGUUGAACCGGGGCCUCGUGAAAAGGCUCUCUUAGCUGAGGAUCCAGCAUUGAAGCAAUUUAAAUCACAUAAGAAAAGCGUGAAGCGCAUCAAAAGAGUUGGAGAUGUUCUCACUAUUGUAGUUGUAGCUGGAUGUUGCUAUGAGAUCUAUGUCAGAGCAGUGAUGCGAGAGGAAGCACGAAAACAGGCAAAAGAGAGUGCAUAAUGGCUCAGUUCUGUAUCACUGAUCUUUUGAGAUUUCUGGUUAAAGAUAUUGCUCGAGUACUUUGAGAUUUUGGUUGGAAGAUACUUGUUGCAUGAGCCACAGAGUUUGAUGAUGAAAAUAAUUGCUUCUACAUGAUCCAAGUCACCCCUUCAAGCCCAAUUGUCAAUUAAAAUAGAGUGCAUUGUGCAGUGAUACUUCGAGAUGCAAGUGGGCUGUUUUAAGCUACGUUGUUGUUCUUUGGUUUGUGCCUUGACUGCACUGUGCUUUUCCCUUUAGUUUUUUUUUUUUUUUAAUUAAGUGGAAUAGACGUUGAAAUCUGAAAUUCAUGCAUCCUUAGUGACUUUUCUGGGCGCUAUUCUUAGCUGUUGAAAUUGAAAGUACUUGCAGUA
Coffea eugenioides is the source of this 740-nucleotide messenger RNA. Its product is annotated as succinate dehydrogenase subunit 7B, mitochondrial-like. The record is from RefSeq and is a predicted model, not a curated record. NCBI's taxonomy places the organism in Eukaryota, Viridiplantae, Streptophyta, Magnoliopsida, Gentianales, Rubiaceae. The transcript has 4 exons. The coding region runs from base 55 to 351 and encodes 98 amino acids.